UUCAAAAUUUCGUAGACGACAAUAGCUGCCUAGAUUGUGUCGGGAACUCGUCGCAGAAAGGCAAAAGAGUCGCGGCACGAAAUCUUGCGACAAAAAUUAACAACGACGUAACGAACCGUCAGUAAUUUUUUUUCUUUUGACGACAACGCGACAAUGCCUCUCCCAAAUAUUUUGAGAAAAGCAAGCAACUAUAUCCUUGGCGAGUGCGGCCAGGACAAUCGACGUGUCAUUUAUCAAGACGGCGAAGCAUUAUUCUGCAAAAAUAACGUCUGCGUGCAUCCCCCUACAUUAAUGAGACAACACGCCGACGUGGUGCAUCAUCCUGGAUACAUGACUAUAACUUGCAAAUUGAACAAGAAUUCGAAUUUGCCGACCCUGCACCUAAGUUGGAUACCCAACAGCACAUUGCGCAAGCAUCCUACCGCGUUGGAAAAUCUGAGUGCUAGAAAUGCUACCGCGCGUCGAGACGACGAUCCAAUCUGCCCGCGUUCCCGAAUCCCCCCCGAGAAGACACGCGAUACGCUCAACAUUUCGGGCGUGAGGCAGGAGCUCGAGAACGAGAACGAGAACGAGAAUGAAAAUGAAAAUGAAAAUGAAAAUGAUACCGAGAAUGAUAACGGAAAUGGGAAAGUAGACGUGUGCUUGGAGGCAAAGGAGCCUGUCAACUGCGGAGACUGCGAACGUGUUUGUUCCGGUUCCGGCUAUCAUCGUUACGGCCAUGACUUUCUACGUCGUCGAGAUCCAAGCACGACAAUCAAUCGCGAUGACGAAAAUGUCAAAACUAUUGAGACCGAGAAUCCGAAUUCGGCGGAUUCGGUGGAUUCGAGCAACGAAAAGAAUGAGGAUUUAAAAGAACGGGACUUGAAUGAAAUCGAUGCAAGGAGCAUCGAUGAGGAACCUGCACGCUUCUCGUUCCGUGACGAUGUAAGUGUUAAGAGUCGCAGCUUAUCAUUAACAUCAACGUGCAGUUUGUCAAUCUCGAUACCUAUCGAUGCGGAGGAAAUGCCUUCGUGGAUGAGGUCUCCAGAACUUCUAGCGCUACAACACAAUCUUGUUUUUCCCGAGAGCGCGACCGCAUCGCCUGUGACAUUGCGUAGAGCACAUCGAUGCAGAAGAUUCUCGGUGGAUCUCGGUGAGAUGCGAUCCUUGAGGCUAUUUUUCGCCGAUCCUGCUUGCACCUGUGGUCAAUUGGUCGUGGCGAGUAGGGAAAGCCAAUAUAAGAUCUUGCAUUUCCAUCAUGGCGGUUUGGACCGGCUAGCCGCCACUCUACAUCAAUGGCAUCAAUUGCUUUAUCCACGCUUAAAUAUGGAUACGGAAGAGACUCUGCCGUACAGGCAUUUCAUGGUAUGCCGGCCGGAAGUAAGUCGAGAUGAGCUGCAUCCCGAGGAAGGUCAAGUACCGAUGAUCACAUCGCUAGCUUGGAAAGAUUUAUUGAAUGAACGGGGCCAGGUAGAGGAUGACCUCGCUCUUCGUAAGGGAAUAUUUUUCGGAGGUUUGGAACCGGCGCUACGAAAGAUUGUUUGGCCUUUCCUGCUGCACUGUUAUUCUUAUCAAAGCACGUAUGAGGAUAGAGAGCAAAUCGAUGCCAUUAGGCGGCAAGAGUACGAAGAGAUACAGAAACGCAGACUGAGCAUGAAUCCGGAGCAAGCCGAGCGUUUCUGGCGAAACGUGGUGUGUAUAGUAGAGAAAGAUGUUGUCCGCACGGAUAGAGCUAAUCCAUAUUACGCCGGUGAGGGUAAUCCCAACAUCGAAGUAAUGAAGAACAUUUUACUCAACUACGCGGUAUAUAAUUGCCGCCUGGGUUACACUCAAGGAAUGUCCGAUCUCUUAGCACCGUUAUUAGCUGAACUCAAUUCCGAAAUCGAGGCCUUCUGGUGUUUUGCCGGUUUAAUGCAAAGAUCGGUAGCCGUGUGCACUCCGACCGAUACAGAUAUGGACCGAAAUCUAUGCUAUCUAAGAGAAUUAGUAAGAAUCAUGGUACCAGAUUUUUAUGCGCAUCUUCAAAAGCACGCGGAUGCCUUAGAACUUCUAUUUUGUCAUCGAUGGAUACUCUUAUGCUUGAAAAGAGAAUUUCCAACCGAGAUAGCGUUAGUCAUGUGGGAAGCUUGCUGGGUCAAUUAUUUAACAGAUCAUUUCCACUUAUUUCUUUGCCUCGCUAUAAUGUGCGUUUACGCGGACGACGUGAUCGCCCAAGAUCUCCGAACAGACGAAAUGUUGCUGCAUUUCAGUUCACUGGCCAUGUACAUGGACGGCAACAUUAUACUUCGAAAGGCACGAGGUCUGCUUCACCAUUUCCGUCAACUUGUGCGCUUACCUUGCACAUUAGCCGGACUAUGCCGACAAUGUGGUCCAGGAAUGUGGGACAGCGCGCACGAUCCAGUAAUAGAGUGCAUAGGUCACGAGGAUACGCACUGUCCCUAUUUAAAUAAUUAUGAAUAACUGUCUAAUUUAGGAAGAAGAAGAAGAAGAAGAAGAAGAAGAAGAAGAAGAAGAAGAAGAAGAAGAGAGCUCAUCAGUAUUACUUGACGCUUAUAGAUUUAACUCUCGUUUCAAAUGAUUAGAUAAUUAUUACAAAUAAGUGCUUGUUCUCUCUACACGGAUUUUUCUUUAUAACAAACUUUGAUUAGUAAAGAUCUAUCUUCUGCAAACAUUAAUAUUUACAAAAUAUAUAUCGAAUCUAGCCAUUAUGCUCUCUAAAUCUAUACGCGAAUGAAUCUAUUCAGUUACAUCACACACGCCAGACGAUACGUGAUACGUAUCUUUAUUCUUUACUAACAAACAGCACUAUUUGAAUUGACCAAAAAAAAGUAAAAAGUAAGAAUGUAUCACGCAUAUUAAUCAUCUAUGUUAUACGUUACACAUUAUAUUGAUAUCUCGAUUUAAGCGAAUGCCGAAACACAAAGACAUAUCUGAAAAUUCAAUUUCAAAUCAAGUUCACUGUCAGUUAAAAAAUAAACUUACGAGACUCGACAACGUUGUAUAUCAAUAGAUAAAUAUCUGCAGUAUUCGCAACGUUAAAGACUGACGAAUGAAAGAAAAGAAUAACUAGUAUGUACUACAAGCUAAUGUCCGAAUGUACCCAGCUGGGGUAGAGAGAUAUUCGUUAUCUAAUCUCACUCCGAUACCCCAGUUAAUUUAAUCUAGUAGGAACUCGUCCGCUAGAAACCAAAAGAAGAAAUCAAAUCGUACAAGUACACGAAAAUGCUAUUGUAAAAAUAUACCCGAUUCGAGCAGGGUAUAAACUAUAAAUUAAUAACAUAUAUAUGUUCACUGCAAAGUGUUCACUUUACGUUCGUGUAUAUAUAUAUAUGUAUAUAAUACAUUCUCGUGCGCGUAUGCAGUAAUUUCACAUACGUAAAAAAAACAGCGUAAAACUUUUCCAGUUUAAAAUGCGUAACAAAAUUUCACUUAUUAAAAACUAAUUAAAUGUGAUGUUUUGCUAAGCGCACAGUUGCACACUAUGCCACUGUUUUAUUUUUAUGAAAUUUAUUCGAAAGCAAAUACAAAAUUAUUAUGAUUAAACUAAUUUCACCGAGUAACUAAACGAUAAUAUACCAAUUUGUACUUUGUGUUUAUUAUAAUAAUGAUUAUUAUAGUUCAGUGUCACACAGAUAUACGUCAAAAUAAAUAAAAAAUUGCUUUAUAAUAUUA
Messenger RNA from Wasmannia auropunctata (little fire ant), 3651 nucleotides. It is a transcript of the gene TBC1D16, whose product is annotated as TBC1 domain family member 16. The record is from RefSeq and is a predicted model, not a curated record. The transcript has 6 exons. Gene Ontology annotation, biological process: activation of GTPase activity. NCBI's taxonomy places the organism in Eukaryota, Metazoa, Arthropoda, Insecta, Hymenoptera, Formicidae. Gene Ontology annotation, molecular function: GTPase activator activity. Gene Ontology annotation, cellular component: early endosome. Bases 154 to 2439 code for a protein of 761 amino acids.